This is a messenger RNA of Anopheles gambiae (African malaria mosquito), 8890 nucleotides long. It is a transcript of the gene ATP8B, whose product is annotated as phospholipid-transporting ATPase ID. The record is from RefSeq and is a predicted model, not a curated record. Gene Ontology annotation, molecular function: ATP hydrolysis activity; magnesium ion binding; ATP binding. Gene Ontology annotation, cellular component: plasma membrane. The coding region runs from base 2115 to 6500 and encodes 1461 amino acids. The transcript is spliced from 22 exons. Lineage: Eukaryota; Metazoa; Arthropoda; Insecta; Diptera; Culicidae. Gene Ontology annotation, biological process: Golgi organization; phospholipid translocation.
CCCGUCCAGUUCGCCGCUAGACACCGUGGGCGCGACACCGUUCCUUUUCUGGCGGUCGCUUGUGUUGGAGCAGCAGUGAGUGUGUAGUACCAUAUGACACGGGUACACUGUACCAUACCCGCUGUUGGUACGCGCGCGCACAACCACCCUCCCGCUUUCUCUGGCCGUGGCGUUUUCCCGCUUUCCCGGUGUUUUGGUUUCGGUGUUCCGUUUCGCGCCCCUGUGUGUGUGUGUGUGUGUUUGUGCUGGUUCUCCAGUGAGUAAGCGGUAGUUGUAUGUACGCUAGCGGCCGCCCGAUGGUCGGUGAUUUUUGGUCGGUUCGUUCAUUCAUGCCGUAGGUCCACACUGUUGUGAGUGUGUGCCGUCGUCCUUCGCCGUUGUCGUCGUCGUUCGCGUUCCGCUCUGGGCUGUGGCAGCAAAUGCACGGUUAGUGUUCUGUUUAUUGUUUCUCAUUUGCUUCGUAAAAUCACAACCGGAUGGCCGACCAGCGUGCGUGGCCCUCGCUCCCGCCAGUGGUCUUAAACCGGUAACACGUUCCAAGCGCGCCUUUUUGUUUACGAUGACGCUGUGCUAAGGUGCAUUCCAGUGCGCUCGUGCAAGCAAAACAACAGCAAAAAAUCAUUCUCUGUGAUGUGAUUUUGUGGCCCACUGAGAAAGGUCGGCGAAAAGAGGGUGAAGAAAAAAAUCACUGUGUGUUGCAAUUAUUGCACUGUCAUUGGGAAGGAGCGGGGGGUAGGUGGUUGUUUGGGUGACCGUGCCAGUGAAUCCGUGUUUUAUUCCGUGUGUGUGUGUGGGCUUCUUGUGCACUCGCACCUGUCCCCCGUUCUGCCACACGUAUUUUGGUGGUGUUUGUGGUCGUGUUCGGGUUGCAACGGUUGUUCGUGGCGGAUUGGCCGGGGCCGCGUUCACCCCCCGUCCCCAUCCAACCACAGUGACAGCGGAUCCAUUAGCAUGUGUGUCUGUGUGUGUGAGUGCUUGUGUGUCAAGUGAUUUGGAGUGAAAUGCUUUCCCCGUAAAGUCGUUUGUCAUCAGCGCCGUUUGUGCAGGGAAAACGGAAAAUCAUAUCCACCAUUUUACCAUACCAACCGCGGAUUGAACGGUCGGUCGUGGCCGGGGGCGUGUGUGUGUGUGUGUGUGUCACUCUGGUGGAUGGAAAAUAAAUCGAAGCAAUAUCACCGUCCCUUCAUGGCGUUCUGUGCGGUCGACCGUGCGUUAACGGUGCCGACGAGCGGGAAUGAACCGGACGGAACCGGAACAAAAGGCCUCACCAACGCCGCAUUCCGCACGUGACGCUUCUGAUGGACGGGUGGUGUCCCGUGCCGCGCUCCGUGCCACCGUUCGAGCAUUGGCUUUGGGUGCCACCGAUAAAAUCGCGACCCCGGCAUCAGGAUCGCGGCUGUCGUGCGCAUCCAGUCGUGUGUGGCGGCGUAUAGGGCGCGCGCAGAACGCGUGGUGUUCAGUGCUAAGUGAACAAGUAUGGCUAUCGCCAGCAGCAACUCCGUCCCGUACAGAAACUGCAGGCGCGCAAAGCAAGAAAGCAAGAGCUACUAGUGCCACACCGAGUGAGUAGUGUGCUGUAAGAAAUCGUCCAUUUUCUAGUGUAUGUGUGUGUGUCUAUAAGUUACCAUAAAAGUGCUACUUAAGAUCAUCGACCAUCGAGUUCCUAUGCUGAGUGGAUUUUAGUCGCGCGUGUGUCAGGGUGGUACAGUUUAAACCCGUUCUUUAGCCGGCUAAAAUGAAGCGGAAAAAAGGCGCUGCUGCAUCCCUUGCCAAAAAGUGUAUUGCCGCCCGUUUUGUGGGGCAAACCGUGUGUGUGACCCUGAGUGAGUGACUGAGUAAUUUGCCCCCGUCCGUAUGUGUGUGUGUGUGUGCCUUUGGUGUUGCCAAGAUGCUGCCAGUUCGAACAUAAGUAACGGCCAAAUAUCGUUUAACGUGAAAAGAAGUACAUGCGCCAUUAUCGUACCACCACCAAGUGCAAUUCAUCAACCUUUUUGGGGCCAAAGAAAGUUACGCAGCGCCGAAGCAACGCCGUCCAACAAUAAGUGUAGUGUUAGUGUGCACAGUUGUUGUUUUUUUAUACCAUAAUAUAAUAAGUAAGCUCAACGCGCGUCAACAUGGGCGAGACGAGUAAAGUACAGCAGCAGCAGCAGCAGGAAAAGGCUCGACUGCAAAAUGAGCGACGAAUACGAGCCAACGAUCGAGAAUACAAUACACAAUUCAAAUACGCUAACAACUACAUCAAAACGUCCAAAUAUUCGAUAUUAACAUUUCUGCCUUUGAACCUGCUGGAGCAGUUCCAACGUCUUGCCAACUUUUACUUUCUGUGUCUACUAAUUCUCCAGCUGAUACCGGCGAUCUCGUCACUGACGCCCGUCACCACCGCCAUUCCACUGAUCGGUGUGCUCAUGCUGACUGCCAUCAAGGAUGCGUACGAUGAUUUCCAAAGACACAUGUCCGACUCGCAAGUUAACAAUCGGCGCUCGAAAGCGCUCCGGCACGGGAAGCUGGUGGACGAACGGUGGUCCGGCGUGCAGGUCGGCGACAUUAUCCGCAUGGACAACGAUCAGUUCGUGGCGGCGGACAUACUGCUCCUGUCGUCGAGCGAACCGAACGGGCUGUGCUUCAUCGAGACGGCCGAGCUGGACGGGGAAACGAACCUCAAGAUCAAGCAGUGCCUGCCCGAGACGGCCGCACUGGGCCAGCAGGAGGAUCUGCUGUGGAAGUUUAACGGCGAGAUCGUGUGCGAACCGCCGAACAAUCUGCUGAACAAGUUCGAGGGUACGCUCACGUGGAAGAACCAGCGCUACCCGCUCGACAACGACAAGAUCCUGCUGCGCGGGUGCAUCAUACGCAACACGCAAUGGUGCUACGGUGUCGUCAUCUUUGCCGGCAAGGACACGAAGCUGAUGCAGAACUCGGGCAAGACCAAAUUCAAACGGACGACCAUCGAUAGGCUAUUAAAUUUUAUAAUCAUAGGAAUAGUGUUCUUUCUCUUAUCGAUAUGCGGUUUCUGCACGAUUGCAUCCGCAAUAUGGGAGGCGUUAGUAGGAUACAAAUUUCAAAUUUAUCUGCCAUGGGAACGGAUAAUCCCGAAGGAUUAUCUGCAAGGUGCAAUCAGUAUCGGGUGUCUAGUCUUUUUUUCCUACGCAAUCGUACUGAACACAGUGGUGCCAAUAUCUUUAUACGUGUCGGUAGAGGUGAUCCGGUUCGCGCAAUCCUUCCUUAUCAACUGGGAUGAAAAGAUGUACUACGACAAGACGAAAACUCACGCGAAAGCGCGCACCACCACGCUGAACGAGGAGCUGGGCCAGAUACAGUACAUCUUCUCGGACAAAACGGGCACCCUGACGCAGAACAUUAUGACGUUCAACAAGUGCAGCAUUGCCGGCCGUGCCUAUGGCGAUGUGGUUGAUGUGCGUACGGGCGAAACAGUCGAACUGUCGGAGCCUACAUUCAACAGUAACACAUCGCUUUUGUUAAACGCUGAAGAGCCGCCAGGUCGCAGCACACCUCAGCCCACCACCACCACCACCACCACGAUCACCACCGAACAGCCAGUUCAGACCCCAAACAAAAAGCAUCCACCUUCACUACAUGUUAGAUUCAGUCAGCACAGUAAUAGCCAAGAAACGCAGACGUCCAUAUCCUCCACUACGACUAAGCAAGUCACCACACCAAUACCACCAACACCACCAACACCACCACAACAACCAAAAACCCAUAUCCCGGCGCAGUCAACUACGGACGUACCACCAAGUGGGAACAAUACGCAAGAAGGACUGCAUGUGAUGGAGUCGGUAGACUUUUCCUUCAAUCCGGAGUACGAACCCGAGUUCCGGUGGUACGACCAGGGGCUGCUGGAUGCCGUGCGGGCGGACGAGGAGCACGCGCAUAACUUUUUUCGUUUGCUAGCCCUCUGCCAUACCGUGAUGGCGGAGGAGAAAAAUGGCAAGUUAGAUUAUCAAGCACAAAGUCCUGACGAGGCAGCCCUCGUGUCGGCGGCGCGUAAUUUUGGAUUUGUUUUUAAAUCACGAGCACCGAACAGUAUAACAAUAGAGGUCAUGGGACGAACAGAGGAAUAUGAACUGUUAAGUAUAUUAGAUUUUAAUAACGUUAGAAAGCGAAUGUCGGUCGUGUUGCGUCGCAACAACUCCAUCAUCCUGUACUGUAAGGGCGCCGAUAGUGUGAUAUACGAUAGGCUAGGACCGAACCAGCACGACCUGAAGGCUCGCACGCAGGAACAUUUAAACAAAUUUGCCGGCGAAGGUUUGCGCACGCUGGUGCUCGCCGAGCGGCGCCUCACGAAGGAGUUCUACGAGUCCUGGCUGGUGCGACAGAGAGAAGCUGCCUUAUCUUUAGACGGUAGGGAGGAUAAGUUAGGUGCAAUCUACGAAGAGAUCGAAUGUGAUAUGCAGCUGGUCGGUGUGACGGCUAUAGAGGAUAAGCUACAGGACGGUGUGCCCCAGACGAUCGCGAACCUACAGCUGGCCGGCAUUAAGAUUUGGGUACUUACGGGCGACAAGCAAGAAACGGCAAUAAACAUAGGCUAUUCGUGUCAGCUGCUGACGGACGACAUGGUGGACGUGUUUGUGAUCGACGGCAUUACCAAGAGCGAGGUCGAGCAGCAGCUGCGCAAGUACAUGGAUUCGUUACGGAUCGUCAACACCUACCAUCCAGCCAACGUUCAAAAAGCGAACCAAGCGCACUCGCAAACGGUUGGUAGCGGUGGCACCACCAGCGAAACCAGUGCCGUGACGGCAAACGGAGCGCACAGCAGCAGCUCGGGUCCGAUGGUCGACAUACAGAACACCUCGCCCCCGUCCGUAUCGGUGGUGACGUUUAGGUGGGAUAAUAGACAUAAAUAUACAAGUAUAGGAGGAAGCGAGGAGGCACCGGACAGUGUAAACUGUAGCAACUAUUCCGACGGGUUUGAGAAGGGCGAACCGACGCUAACCGACAUCGACGAGAACACGGGCGUGGCGCUAGUGAUCAACGGGCACUCGCUAGUGCACUGUCUGACGUCGGAGCUGGAGAGCAAGUUCCUCGAGAUUGCGUCCCACUGCAAAGCGGUGAUCUGCUGCCGGGUAACGCCGCUCCAGAAGGCGAUGGUGGUCGAGCUGAUCAAGCGGGCGAAGAAUGCGGUCACGCUUGCGAUCGGUGACGGUGCGAACGAUGUGUCGAUGAUAAAAGCGGCACACAUCGGCGUGGGCAUCUCCGGGCAGGAGGGCAUGCAGGCCGUACUGGCGAGCGACUACUCGAUCGCACAGUUUAAAUUUCUCGAAAGACUGCUGCUGGUGCAUGGCCGCUGGUCGUACUACCGGAUGUGUAAAUUUUUGCGCUACUUUUUCUACAAAAACUUUGCAUUCACGCUGUGCCAUUUUUGGUAUGCAUUUUUUUGCGGCUUCAGUGCUCAAACCGUUUUCGAUCCAAUGUUUAUAUCCGUGUACAAUCUGUUCUACACCUCGCUGCCGGUGCUGGCGCUCGGCAUCUUCGAGCAGGACGUGUCGGACAAGAGUAGCGUCGACUAUCCGAAGCUCUACACGCCCGGCAUGACGAACGCACUGUUCAACACGACCGAGUUCAUACGCAGCGUCCUGCACGGUAUCUUCAGUUCGCUGAUAUUGUUUCUCAUUCCGUACGGUACGUACAAGGACGGCAUCUCUCCGGACGGGUACGUGCUGAACGAUCACAUGCUGCUCGGCUCGGUAGUGGCCACCAUACUUAUCCUCGAUAACACCGCGCAGAUCGCGCUCGACACAUCGUACUGGACCGUGUUUAAUCACAUCAUGAUCUGGGGCAGCCUGCUGUGGUACUUCUUUUUGGACUACUUUUACAACUACGUCAUCGGCGGCCCGUACGUCGGCUCGCUGACGCAGGCGAUGAAGGAGGCCACGUUCUGGUUCACCACCGUGCUGACAGUGAUCGUCCUCAUGAUACCGGUGCUGGCAUCACGCUUCUACUUUGUCGAUGUGUUCCCCAGCUUACCAGAUAAGAUUCGUGUACAGCAACGGCUGGCGCUACUGCGUUCCCGGCAGAGCAGUGACGUCUUGAGGACACCGUCCGCCCGCAAGGCACGCCGCUCGUUACGCUCCGGCUAUGCUUUCGCCCAUCAGGAAGGAUUUGGCCGGCUUAUUACGUCCGGUAAAAUUAUGCGCAAACUGCCCCAGGACUUUGCCUUCCCGUUGGGGCUGGGCAGCAAGAAGCAACAGUCGACGGAAUCAACCAAAAACAACAAUAACAACAACAACAACAAUAGCAGCAAUAACGCUAAUAACGCCUCGAAUGUGGUCAAUGGUGCUGGGGCCGUUGGGACACGAACCGGUACGAACACUGCGACCGCAACGACCCUGUCGGCGAUGGCAGCAGUCACCACCUUGACCGUCAAUGGUAAUCAGCAGCAGCAGCAGCAGCAACUGGUUAACCUGCCCGGCAGCUCGAACGGCGGUGAUCAGCACAGUCCGCGGGCACCGUGCCAAGAUCUGGACACGAUAAACCUGUAAAUCCAAGGUGGUAUCCCACCUUCGUCGAAACCAAAAAUCACAACGAAUAAUCCACUUGGCUGCAACGAGUUAACAACAAAACCAGUGUCCACAGGAGAGGUGUGUUAAGUGGCCCAUGUUUUGCUUUUUAUGUUGUUUUUUUUAAUACUCCGAUUCCCGUGUUGGUUUGAAAAUUAGAAAGAAUUAUUUUGCCUCCACCGUGUGAGCUACAAAUUUUAAACUCAAUACACCAACAGUCUCUGUACUAAUCGAUGCGAACAUAGUUAAGAAACGGACCGCAAAUUAAGACGCAAACACACGCUGAGAAGAAAAGGUACUUAAGCGAAUGUUGAUAUCUGCCAAACGUAAUCCGCAAUCCGUGGCAAUGGCCGGAUGUUAAAACUGAACACAGCAGCUCACCAACCCCCCUCCCUCCCCCUUCCUGCCUGUACCAAAUAACCGUAUAAAACCCCGCGAGUCUCUGCAAGGAAGGGAAAAGAGGCAAACUGACAAAUAACAAUAAUAACACAAGUAUUUCAUAGGAGAACAAGUCGAGCAAACCGCCUAAAGUGUGGGUGUUUAAGCACAGCUGUACGAUAAACUUCUAAGCAUAGUAUUGACACGACCACGGCUUUAGGGGAGAGUAAGAUAAAGACGGGAAAAGACGGAUCGCCAAGCGAUGCUCAUACAAAAAAAAAAACGCCUCCAUCAUCAUCCCGUUUUUGAGUUUCCAUCAUUCACACGCCUCAUCUCGAAUGUUUCGAAUCUCGAUUUUCUUUUUUUUUUUACUAAGAUCAUUCAUAUUCAGACGAACUACGAGCGCAACUAACAAUUUUUUGGGGGCGCGAAACAAGCCGAACGAAGGAAAGUGAAUAACAUUUAGCAUUAUUACACAUUAUGAACUUAUUGUGAUUGUCCUGUGACUACAUAUUUGAUAUAUUACGAGAGCAGUAAAUGCGAAUGCGAAAACGAAACCAGCCGCCAGCAAAACAGCAAUGCGAAAUAAGCUUAGUGGAGGGGGGAGGGUGUGGCAAUUUAUUGAAUUGACGCCGUUCUGUUGGCAACAAGGCCAAAGAGCAAAAGCAGGGGAGAAUGUAAAUAGUGUUAUAUCUUGUGUAAAGAAACGUGAAUAAUAAUAAAAAAAACCAGCAUGAAAAAACUCGUUCAAACAGAAGAGCUUUUGUGCGAUGAAGAAAAAAGAGAGGAAAAAGGAUGAGAACAAAACAACAAAAUACAACUGAAGUGAAAGAAAUAUUGAUAUUGAGUAUGUGUAAGAGAAAAAAAACACACACACACAAAAGAGCUCACACAAGUAGAAAAAAGAAAAAAACAACGGAAACAUUUGGAAGAGUCGAUAAAGUAAACAUACAAAAGAAGCAAACGAUGUAAAUAUAGAUGAAGGAAAAAGAUGAACAAAAAUGGACAAGAAACGAAAUAAAAACACAAUCAAUCAAAUGAUACAAAAACAAAAAAACCAACAUAACAGCAGCAAACGUACAGCUAGGCUUUAGAAGAGAAGAGAAAGGAAGAUUAAAUCGGGGCUUUAGUGCAAAUACAUAAACACAAACACACAAAAACACGUACACAGUGUGCUCUUCUGGAAAGCGUUGACUGUGUGCGGUGAUGUAUCCAUGGGAACAGAUAGUAAUAUUUUACUUACUCUAAUGCUAAUGCUGUUUCUCUCUCUCUCUCUUUCUCUUUUUGGUGGCAGUAGAGGGUGUAAAAUAGUUACCUUUUUUGUGUCCAUUUCUUUGCAGUUCUUCUUAAAGUAGUGAUAAAAGAUCGUUUAGUUUUUCUUCAAUAAAAAAGGGUAAUAUUUUUAACAUUAUUUUAGUCGGCACACACGCCUAGUUGUGUAAUUUGUUCUCUUCUUCUCUAUAGAACUUUCCGUUCCGAUAGUUUGCACUGUGCACCUUUUACCUACGUUGCGUAGCGUUUGCUCAAACGUGCAAGUUUUGUUCCUACCGUCCUGUAGUUUACUUUCAUUUUUUACCCCAAAUACACCUAUUAGUGAAACUAAAGUAUAAUUUUACGAAUUAGUUUUGUAUUGUUGUUACUAUGUACAAAAGGAUUUGGUAGGUCGCAAUGUAAGAUGAGGGCGAUGAUGCAUCUAAUGCAAGCGGAGGCGCCUAAUGUGUAUUAACCAAAAGUUAGCAAAGCAGCGGAAAGAUAGCGAUAGCGAGAGAGAAAGUGAGAGAGAAGAAGCGCUAGCAACAAAUUGAAACAAAACUGUGUAUUUUUAAGGGCGAAGGCGUAAAACACCGCGCGGACGCAUUGCAUUCCUAAAGAGCGCAUAAUAGAACUAAAACAAUGUUACGAAUGUGUGUAUGUGUCUCGUAAUGAUGAUGGUAACACGCUGUGAAAUAAAGGCGAACGGAAACGCGUAAACGAACGUAAUUCGUGUCAGAAAA